CAUUUCCCACCCCUCCGGCUCCGAACACACCCCCGCCUCCCACGCCUCGCCGACCCGCUCCUCCUCCCCGCCGGGACAUCGGCCGCGCCUCCGCCGCCUCCGCCACCUCCGCCCGCAGCAUUCGGCCGUCGGUCCCGAGAGGUUUUGCUGUUUCAGAACUUUUGAACUAGAAAGAUGGUACUCUCCUCAACAAUUGCCCCUCAGAGUAAGGUCACAGAACUGACGGAUGAUACCAAGUAUGAUUCCUUGAAUCUGGAGCAGAAGAAAAAAGCGUGGCCUAUGGAAAGGCACAGAUCUGCUGAAGUGAGUCAAGCAAUCUUAUCUAAGAUAGGGCAUGAUGGUUUUCAACUUUGUCAUCAGCCCCAAAUCCCGGAGAUCGUUAAAGGUGGUUGUGCACCAAUAUCUUCAUGUGAUCCUUCUGGAGAAUUCACUGCAGACAGCAAUGGAAUGCACAGGCACACAAUCACAGAUGCUGCUUGGGAAGCCCUAAAGCAAUCAAUAGUUUACUUCAAAGGUCAGCCAAUUGGGACUCUUGCUGCAAUAGACAAGUCUCAGGCAGAACUCAACUAUGACCAGGUUUUCAUGAGGGAUUUCGUUCCUAGUGCCUUGGCUUUCUUGAUGAAAGGGGAACCAACGAUAGUGAAGAAUUUCCUGGUAGAGACUGCUCGCCUUCAAUCAAGAGAGAAGAUGGUUGAUCUUUUUAAGCUUGGACAGGGUGUGAUGCCAGCAAGCUUCAAGGUGCACCAUUCCCACCCUACGAAGAAGACUGAAACUCUGCUUGCUGAUUUUGGUGAAAUUGCUAUCGGGCGAGUUGCUCCUGUGGAUUCUGGCCUAUGGUGGAUUUUUCUUCUUCGUGCUUACACCAAAUAUACUAGGGACAGUUCUCUGGCUGAAAGUCCUCACUGCCAAAGGGCCAUGCGCCUUAUUCUCAAGCUAUGGCUCUCUGAAGGGUUUGAUACAUCUCCAGCAUUACUUUGCGCUGAUGGUUGCUCCAUGAUAGACCGCAGAAUGGGUAUAUACGGCUAUCCGCUUGAAAUCCAGGCACUCUUCUUCAUGGCUCUGAGGUGCGCCUUGAGUUUGCUGAAAGACUCUAAUGACGACUUUGUGUACCAAAUAACAAAGAGGAUCAAAGCUUUGAGCUACCAUCUGCACAGUUACUACUGGCUCGACUUCCAAAGACUCAAUGACAUCUAUCGCUACAAGACCGAAGAGUACUCGCAGACAGCUCUGAACAAGUUCAAUGUGAUCCCUGAAUCGAUCCCUGACUGGAUAUUUGACUUCAUGCCUAGCCGUGGUGGCUACUUCAUUGGAAAUGUCAGCCCUGCAAGGAUGGACUUCCGCUGGUUCUGCUUGGGCAACUUCAUUGCGAUCCUGUCAUGUUUGGCAACUGGAGAACAAGCUGAGGCAAUACUGGAUCUCGUGGAGGAACGCUGGGAAGAGCUUAUUGGAGAGAUGCCCCUGAAGAUCUGUUACCCUGCAAUGGAAAACCAGGAAUGGCAGAUAGUCACUGGAUGCGACCCAAAGAACACCAGAUGGAGCUACCACAAUGGAGGGUCGUGGCCAGUGCUGCUGUGGCUCCUGGUGGCGGUGAGCGUGAAGCUGGGGCGGCCCCACAUCGCCCGCAACGCGGUGGAGCUGAUGGAGAGGCGUCUGGCCAAGGACGACUUCCCCGAGUACUACGACGGCAAGACGGGGCGGUACAUCGGGAAGCAGUCGCGCAAGUUCCAGACGUGGUCGGUGGCGGGCUACCUGGUGGCCAAGAUGCUGCUGGACGACCCCUCCAACCUCCGCGCCGUCUCCCUGGAGGACGACGGCCACAUCCGGGAGCCCGUCCUCAAGCGCAGCAACUCCUGCCCGGGCCUGCACAUAUCACACUGACACUACAGGUUUCGGCUCACUCGGUUCCGAUGGCGAGGAGGUACAUUACACUACGUACAUACGAACGUCGCAACGAAGUUGGCGUACGUGACAGGUUCAGACGCAUCUCUGCAUAGAUCCCUGUGUUGGGAGAGGAACUUGUUCUUUUCUUGGUCUCGCUGCUGUCACCGUUACUUACGGUAGAAAGGAACAUUGGUAGGUAGGAACUGGUGAUUUUGCUUGUGCAUGCGCUGGUUCACCGGAUGUCUAGGCCGGUGAAAGGAGUUUUUUGGUACGGUAGUAGCUCUGGUUUUUUCGCGUGCACAGAUUUUGGGUGGAGAUGGAACAUGUUCGUUGAGCGUGGUUACUGAUGGAAUGAUGGAUGACGCUGAAUGUUGAUGGAUGAUCGAUGAUGGUACACCGUUGGCUUA
Aegilops tauschii subsp. strangulata is the source of this 2288-nucleotide messenger RNA. RefSeq names its product probable alkaline/neutral invertase F. Lineage: Eukaryota; Viridiplantae; Streptophyta; Magnoliopsida; Poales; Poaceae. The record is from RefSeq and is a predicted model, not a curated record. Gene Ontology annotation, biological process: sucrose catabolic process. Gene Ontology annotation, molecular function: sucrose alpha-glucosidase activity; endo-alpha-N-acetylgalactosaminidase activity.